Molecule: messenger RNA, 6012 nt
Organism: Poecilia reticulata (guppy)
Lineage: Eukaryota; Metazoa; Chordata; Actinopteri; Cyprinodontiformes; Poeciliidae
Product: visinin-like protein 1
Molecular function (GO): calcium ion binding
Source: RefSeq, a predicted model, not a curated record
AUUCAUCUUCUUCCACCACAGAGAGAGAGAGAGAAAAAGAGAGAGGUGAGUGAACUCGGGAGUCUGCUUUACAUGAGGGACGAGCCGUUUGGGAGGAAAAUACUGCCGUGACAUCAAGCCGGGAAGCACUUUCCUCGUCAGAAGGAGCUGAAUUUUCCUUCAAAUAUAACAGGAGAGGUGAGGCAUCAUGGGGAAACACAACAGCAAGCUGGCCCCGGAGGUCCUGGACGACCUGACCAAGAGCACGGAGUUCAACGAGGCAGAGCUCAAGCAGUGGUACAAAGGCUUCCUCAAAGACUGCCCCUCGGGCAUUCUCAACCUGGAGGAGUUCCAGCAGCUCUAUGUUAAGUUUUUCCCGUACGGCGACGCAUCAAAAUUCGCCCAGCACGCCUUCCGCACUUUUGACAAGAACGGCGACGGGACCAUCGACUUCAGGGAGUUCAUCUGCGCUCUGUCCAUUACCUCCAGGGGGAGUUUUGAGCAGAAACUCAACUGGGCCUUCAACAUGUAUGACCUGGACGGAGACGGAAAGAUCACACGCAUGGAGAUGCUGGAGAUCAUCGAGGCCAUCUACAAGAUGGUCGGCACGGUGAUCAUGAUGCGCAUGAACGAGGACGGGCUGACGCCUCAGCAGCGCGUCGACAAGAUCUUCUCCAAGAUGGACAAGGACCACAACGACGAGAUCACCCUGGAAGAGUUUAAAGAGGCGGCCAAGUCCGACCCUUCCAUCGUCUUACUGCUGCAGUGUGACAUGCAGAAGUAGAAGGGGAGGGGAUGGGCAAGAAAAGAAGGGAGGGAAGGGAUGAGGGGGUGAACUGAAGCUAGGGAAGUUAGGUUGAGAAAAGACAGGGAGGGAUGCAGUCCUACAGGAGGAGGAGGAAGAGGCAUUGACGAUUGAUUGACGCCAUUCCGUUUAUUCCCCACUCUGCUUUACUCUAGACGGGAGGCUUGACAAAUUCAGUCAGAUGGUCUGUGAAAAGUGGAAUUCCCUCCUGCUGCAUUUGGUGCAUAGCAGAGCAGCAUGGUGUUACUCGUGCUUUCACACUGUAUUGGACGUGAGAUCACAAGGCUGCGGGGUAACAGCAGUGUUGAGAUCAGCUAUCUGACGGAGAGUGCUAUUUUAUAUUCAUGGAAGACCAGACAUUUCAUUUUAUUAUUGCCUUCAGUACUGGAGACUGGAGGUACAGUAAACACACUGUUUUGGUCAGACCAUGGCUGCACUGGUUUAGAUUCUUCCCUAGCCAAGUUCCCAGCUGCUUCCAGGGAGCGUUUUUGUGGCAGAUUAUGGCUGAGUGUCCACCAGCUAAACACUAGGCUGGCAGCUGAUGAAAAGUGUUGCCCGGCUGCCCCCAGCGGCGUGGUCAGGCAUUCUGAUGUGCUCCACAGUCACUUCUUAGCUGCCCCCCACAGCUUUGAUAACAAAAAUCAAUAUUUUGUUAAAGGACUUUGUAAUCUGGUUAAUGCCGAGACUUGUUCUGCUUGUGACGCAACUCGUGCUUUUGUUCUUCAAUCUCUCUGAUCUGCAAAAUGUAUGUCGAAUCCUGCAAACCCCACAGUCUUUCGUCAGUAAAACCACUUGUUUGAGCAACAAGAGGAGGCACUUGACCAUCUCGGCACGGGGAUAAUCACAGCAGUAAUUAUAGAUCUUAUGACAGAAUGGUAUUUCUGAGAAAGGCCAAACCUGCUACGAUGAUUCACCGUUGUUUCACAUUAAAUAGCCGUCUCUCCCCUUCCUCUGCCUGCGUCCUGCUGCUGCCCUGUUUUUUUUUCUUUCUUCCUCCCUAAAUGUCAGAGAGGAAGCGCUUUGAUAAUAGGUAAAGGGAGAGGAACUUUGCUCAGAUCUACAAUCGAUGAGAAACGGAGCAAAGGGUUGAAGAGGUAGCUCAGGCGUUGUGUGUCACCUGUGGUAAGCUAGAUGAAAGAAGAAAAAUGGAUGGUGUAUCUACAUAUUUGCAUUAAACACCCAGAAAUACACAGAAACAACUGGUGACCGUUUAGCCAAGAUUCACAUCAACCUAGAAAAGGCAAUCUCAGAGUUUUAUGGUUAUACCAGUCUGAGACUACUUUAAAGGUAGCCUUCCUCUGCAGGAUUAUAGUUUUAGCAAUGGCAUCAGAGGAAGUAAACAAAGUCGUUAAGUCAGUGUUUGCCACGCUUCCACAUAUUGAACAAUUAAAGUCACAGCAAGAGGGACGUUUAAGACAUUUUAUUGCUGGCAACAAUGUCUUGGUCCUACUCCUCAUGGGGUUGUUUACAGAGCAUGCAACUACCAGUUCGCCUCAACGAACUGGGUAAAAUCAGAUCCAAUCAUUUAAAACAUCAUCUGAAUCCACACCUGCAGAAAGGAAUCGUUUGCCAAUAGCUGAGUGUCCAGACCCCUCCAAGUGUCUAAAUGUCACUCAUCAAUGACAUUCUGGAUGCUGCAGCAUCUGGACUGCGACUGAUAUGUUCUCCCAGAAAGACAUAGUUUUGUUCCUGAAGAUGUAUCUGACUCGUCUCAUACAGCUUCAGUUCUCUUGUUCUAAUUGGAGGCGUUCUAAUAAGGAGCAGUUUGGAGCAGUUUGGAGCAGUGCCAGUCCCCCCUACAUAACACAACCAGGCAAGAAGGCAUAGCAUUCUUUAAAGUUCUUGCUCUACAACAUCAUAAUAAAAUGAAAGCAUAAACUUAGCUUGUCCACACAGUUGGGGGCGCAAUCACACACAUAGCACCAAUAAAAGACAUGGGGAAGUUGAGUUUCAUCAUACUCCCAUACCAGUUAUUUUAAAAUGCCACAAAGAGUCAAGCAAGUUGACUCUUCCUCAUUGGUUUGUCUUGAAGACUGGGAAUUACACUUGUCUAUAAGUAACGUAAAAACCUGAUUAUGCUAGCGAGAAUGUCCCAGAGAUAUCCGUGGCAAAUGUUGCAUUUGUGUCCAAAGUAAAGACGCUGAUCUUCUCCUCCACUGCAGACGCUCCCUCCCUGGUUGUUCAGAAAGAGCCUCUACAUGUACAUUAUUAUAAUACGAGUGUAAUCGUAUUUAUGAAUAUAAACAAAUAUAAGAUGUAAAUGUACCGAUAGUGUAGACCUGAUUUCAUUUUACAACACUGCUAUUGAGAGAGAAAGAGUGCAUCUGUGUGUGUCUGAGUAAUACUGAACUGACAUCAGAGCUCUGCGUGUGUGUGUGUAUGCAUGUGUGUGUGUGCGUACGUAGGGGGUUACUGUUUGAGUGUUCAGUGUUUUGUAUUUGUAUCAUUUGUGUAACAAGAGAUGCCUCAGUCUAGUUUCACUUUGUAACAAUGUGAAUGUGACCUCCACUUUGAAGCACUGAGUAUUAUUACCCUAACUUGUUUGCUUUUGUGAUCUGCUGGUAUACAUGAUGUACAAUCUGCCCCAUGAAACAGCCUACUGUCGCAAUGCUACAAGUGCUAAGACUAUACGAUGGUUAGCUUGCCCCAAACAGCAAAGCUGACAGUUUGUUAUCUAGCUUUGAGGAGAUGGAGGUGAUUAAGAAGCAAUGCUGUGUCACAGUGCCACCUAGUGGUCGGAAGAAAAUGGUCACGUCUGGAAGCAGUUCAGAUGCAGCAUAUUCCCUGUUUCAGUACAUGAUAAACUGCCUUGGAGAUCAAAGUGAAAAGCAUCCUCCAUUACAAGAGAUUGUCUUAUAUAACUAACAGCCAUAUUUAUUCCCUUCAACAUUACGGUAUGAACAAUUUACAUGGUUAAUGUUGGUAAAAUAUAGCCCAAUGUGGAAAAAAUUUAAAUUUUUGUAUGAAAAAGACUGAAAAAAAGAGUCAGACUUAUUGGCCAAUUUUUCAGCAUUACCUUCUAAUCAAAUUAAGAAAAAGCGACUCAGAGAAAUCUGUCAACUAAACUACAGCCCCUUUUAAUGCUAGCACUGUUUAAGGCUUUAUUGUGGUUUUAGCUGUAACAGAAAGCAUCCGUCAACAGCAGGCAAUGCUUCUAACUAUCCAAACAGAAUAAAAUUGUUGGUUUAAUGCAUUUAAAAGUGUUUAAGGAGGUUGGACUUAAGUAUCUUCAGAUGGGUUUUAAAUUUACCUAUUUGGUGAGCUAAAAGUUUACUUAAGAUACAUUUUAUUUCCUGGUAUUUAGCUACGUGCAAUUUACACCAGGAUGCUGUUAGUUGUUUAUACAAAAGUUUUCCCACUUUAGAACCAUUUGUAGAUCAGUAUGCAGUUUUUUUUUUAAAACAAUAACCUCACAUUCCCAUCAAAUCUUAUUCCUCUCUGCUUUGUGUAUUUUUUUGUGGCAGCACCACAUAUAGGCCUGGCAAUAGAACUACAACAUUUAGGAUUAUUAUUUCACACAUCGGAAAAAAAGACACUUCUAGAAAUUAUGCCGCGUUUCCGAGAAACUUCUUAAGAACGACAUAAGCAGAAAUCAUUCUAGGAAAGAAAAGCAGUUUUUAUGGUUAUUAGGUAUUUAGAUAAAUAUUUCUUUAAAAAUCCUACAGCUUGAUUUCUUAUCCUACUUAGUUUUCUCUCUCUAAAAUUCCAAAUCCCUGUUUAGAUCAGUUGAAUAUAUUACGGCAGAGAUGAUCAAACCAAAAUAGUCGCAUAAUCAAAUUUUAAGACAGUUUUGAGUACUGUAGCUCUGUGACAGACAGCAUAUGCAAACAUAACCAUGCAAAUUUACAGUACAGUUACAAGGGAUUUAUUAGAAGCAGUCAGUGUCUUGACUGCAGUAGAUUACUCUAUUUGUCCAGAUUAGCUGGCCCUAAAGUUAAUGGGCUAAUCUGAGAGGGGCCAAGACCAAAGCUGACUUUUACCUUCUAGAUAAAACUCCAGUCUCAAAAACAUCAAGGAUGUUUAUGUGAAUGCUUUUUACGAACCUUUAAACUAUCAACAGGUUUGCUUUAACCGGUAUUCACAAAAAAAUGUAUGAUCAUUUGUAUAGAAAGUGGAGGUUGGAGGAAGUGCGCCACCAAUAAUUUUCCGGGGUGAAACAUAUACUUAGAACAGAAGAUAUUAUUCAUUUCCAGUCAGUAUAAAAAAUAAAUAAAAUAGCAUCAGCUACUGUUGUAAUAUUUAGCAUUUUGUUACUUUACUUUUAUAUCAGAAAGUUAUUCUGUCCGAAAAUGCUAGCAAGAAUUAAACAUGGCAAGAUAACUGAUGGCGCAUUUUCUUCCUCCUCCAUUUUCCAUUAAAUAAUCAUUGCUACUGUAGUCAAGCGUCAAACAUGAAGAUAGUUUAAAGGUUCUGUUAAUACUAAACACAUGAGCAUGACAGUAGAAUCAGAGCAUCACUUGAAGCGUGAAAUAAUUGCUGCUUUAGCUUUUGUCUGCUGUUAUAAACACCUGCCUGUAUUAUUCGUUUAUAUAAUUUACAUUUGCAUUAAAUAUGAUAGGAAAUCGAUCUGGCAGACAAACUAAGAUGAACUCAAUGACAGGUGGUGUUAUUAUUUGCCCGUCCCUCUGCCUUGCUGCCUCCCUUUGUACCGUUUUGACUCCCUACAUCAUUGCCACUGACAUGGUUAGUCAUCCAAUUUCACAUGUGCCCGUUUGCUGUAAAAAGCUCUGAUUGGAACAGAUCGGCUCACACAGUAGAUCCACAAUGUUUCUGUCUCCACUCUGUUGUGUUGAUUAGACUUUGAUUAGACUUCAUCCACUCUAAUUAAGAUUCCUGUACACACACCCCCACACAGCUGCAGAUCAUAUGGAAGUUUUUAUUUGACUCAUGACCCAGUUCAGAAUGUUGGUGAGAAAAGUCCAUCUCUCUUAUGUGCCAACGAUGGGAAUAGGAUUGACCGACUGUGUGGAGCUCAUUGUGAAUUGCUGAUGUACUUGUUACAUGUUAUGCGGUUCUAAACAGGCACCUUAACCUCUGUGACAUGAAUACAAACAUAGGUUGUUGUUUUUUUUAAAAACUUUUCUUCUUAACAGGGAAUCAUGUCCGCUCUGUUGUUCAAUAUAACUAUACUCUUCGACUUCUCUCUAUGAUGUUUAUGUAAAUCUGUCUGUGUGUCCUUUUUACUUUUAUUUUGAAAUCUUAUUAGAGUCCUAGAACAACAACAACAA